Molecule: messenger RNA, 3293 nt
Organism: Lytechinus pictus (painted urchin)
Lineage: Eukaryota; Metazoa; Echinodermata; Echinoidea; Temnopleuroida; Toxopneustidae
Product: apolipoprotein D-like
Exons: 2
Coding region: 343-954 (203 amino acids)
Biological process (GO): response to reactive oxygen species; lipid metabolic process
Cellular component (GO): cytoplasm
Molecular function (GO): pigment binding
Source: RefSeq, a predicted model, not a curated record
ACACCCCAGACCAUUAAGCAGUCGAGAUUUUCUGUUUUGUGUUUGUUCCUUUGCCGUGAAUUGCUGCUAUUCUAUUUGGGAUGGUUGGGUAGUUACAUUUUUGUGACAUAGGUCUAAAAUACCUGUAGAAAUCACUGUCAAGAAAAAGUUGUAUUUAUACACAAAUUACGAUCGGCCGAAGUUUAUACAUGCGACGCAUGCUAUAGAUAGUAAAAAUGAAGUUACACUGAUCGGAAAGCAGCCGGCCACAUUUGGAGUGUUAUCAACAAUGAUCUGAAAUUAAAGGAACCAUAAUUCGAGGGUUACCAUGGAUAUAUAGAAAUAAAUCAGAUCAACGAAAACAUGACGCAAGCUUCUUUCGCUUUCCUCCUCGCCAUCGUCGGCUUUUCCUCGGCACAGGUGUUCCGACCAGGCCCAUGUCCCGACGUCCAACCCGUCGAUGACUUCGACGUCCAUCGCUACGCCGGUCGCUGGUACGAAAUCGCCAGGUUUUUCAACUCUGCAGAGAGCGGACUGAAAUGUCAGUCUCAAUAUUACACGGUGGAAGAUGGCUACCUCCUAAGCAAAGAGACCGGAUUGGGCGCCCACGGCCAGGAGGGUUACUCGUAUGAAUCGAAAAUGUACAAUCCUACAUUCGACUGGAAAAUUGGAAUACUAUACUACGCCUGGCCUCACCGAAAUAAAGUGAUAUUCCGAAUACCAUUGGUCAAUUACGAUAGAUACAGCGUCAAUAUCAUCUGCCAAGAAUAUUUCCAGGGCUUCGCUAACAUCGAGUACGCCUGGGUCAUCGCUCGUAAUCGUACGAUGUCGGAGGAAGAUUACAGCGACAUCAUGCGGCGCCUCAACUCCAUGGGCAUCGACGUGAAGGAGUUCAUUAUGGCGGACCAGACAAAUUGUCCCAACUACCAUGACGACAACGACGACGAAGAUGGAAGGAGUUUAACACCGAAAUAAUGAUCUGAUUAUUGUAAAGUCAAGUGCACCUAGAAUGAUUCGAUUUUCUAUGUAUUUUAUCAUAGUUCCUUCAGUAGUUCAGAAGAAAAUAUAUUCAUAUUUUUUACAAGAAAUCACGGAACUUAUCUACGGGGGGGGGGGGGGGUUAUCCUCUUCCGAGGGACUUAUGAAUAACUAGGGUAAAAACAAUUUUAGUAAAAAAAAAUCUAUAUCAUUUGUUAUUAUUUAUUACAUACCGUAAAAUGUUAUUAAUUAAUUUAAUGAAAUGUAUCCUUCUGUUUUAAUUUGUAAUGCACAAGCAUUUCAGUUUGUAAACUGCAAUAUGUGGAGAAUUGUUAAAAAUACAAUUCAUCUAUCGAUCUAUUUAUCUGGGUACAUCAAUUAAGUUUUGGAACCCAAGAUGCCACUAUUACGAAACAGUGUUCUAUCUUCGUAGGAGCGCCUUGACCAUCUAAUUACAAGAUAAUGUUCGCAAUAUAUAUUACAUUAUUAUUACGCUUAUAUAAUAAUUUCUUUCCAAAACGGUGCAGAUGUCCAUAAAUAAUCAAUUAAGUGUCAUAUUUAAUUUAAUACGCUUGUUACCUAUUUCAUAAUAAAUAAUAACAUCGAAAUAUCUCCAAGCCUUUAACUCCUUUAAAUUUAAAGUUUCUCCAAGAUACUAUAUUAAUCACUAACUGACUGCAUGAACUCUUCAUCACUCAAACCCUCGUACUUUUUUGGAUACCAUUUUACGUACACUUUUGCACCCCUUUCGUUAUCCUGUAUUGAUCACAGAGAUCCGUUUGUGAGUGCCGGCGCGGCAAGAUUCUGGAGACCUUUCAUCUUUCUCUUUCCCAUUUCCUCUUUCUAUUUUCAUUUUCCCUAUUUUUUCAUUUAACUGGUUUAUGCUCAAGUUGUUAUUUUGAUUUUUUUCUACACUAUCUACAAUAAUAUUGUUAUUAGCUGUGUGCGCUAUGAACGCCUAGCUUAGCCGGGUAAUAUAGGAGCGCCUUGAGCACCUAACAAGGUGGAUAUGUGCGCAAUAUAAAUACCCUAUAUCAGGGGUUCUCAAACUGUUUCCUUGAAGGGCCAGAUGAGACUCUAAGUAAACCUGAAAGGGCCAGGGUGAAGUGGAUACUUAGAAAAAAUGUGCGCGAAGCGCAAAAACCCUUGCGGUCGGGGUCCUAGAUGCUCUCUUGUGCAAUCUGGCCCUUACUUUGCAUGCUUUGGGAGCAUUUAAUCCAACAAAUUUAUAACAGUUUCAUAUGGAACGCAGGCAAAAUUAGAAAAGAUUGCAAAAUACAGCGAGAGUCAAUAUUAAUGAUAAUCUAGAAUCUAGAUUGUACCUAUACAUACCUGGUAUUGGGGAGACAGAUAAUGUCUUGAAGUAUCAAUAUUUUUUUUAGUCAAAGUAGAAUGAAUAAUAGAGCAUGUCUGUUAUAUACUCUAACAAGGGUGUCAGUCUCCUAAUCACUUUCAAUAUGGGAAACGUGACAGUCUGUCAGCAUAAAGUUGCUUGAACCUUGGCACAAAAGGUGUAAUUGCCAGACGAAGGCACUGGUGCAAAUGUUCACUGGUCAAGCAGGGGCCGCGGAAGCGGGGGGGGGGGAUUUUUUCCAAGACCAUGUACAAAAACGUAAAAAUUACCAUAUGAUUGUGAUUUUUGCAUGGCCAGCCCCCCCCCCCCCCCACUGUUUGAAACCCGUUCCACUGCCCCUGUCAAGGUACUUCGGUGUGAGUUAGUUCUUUAAAACGUUCAUUGUGGAAAACGCACUUUCGCACCUGUAUGUAGAUCCAAACAUGGUGAAAACAGCGCUGGUCAUCUAAUAAGAAAGUAGAUCGUAAAGACAGAAAGACUCCACUAAACUUUGUUUAAAAGUCAUAUUAAUUUGACUGCCAUUACUUUUAUUACGGUUAGGUCUACAUGGAUACACAAUGUAAUCAUAUUGAGCUAUGUUUCAUAUUGUGACUUAAAAGUGAUUUAAAAAUACCCAGCAGAGUCUCGUGGGCCGGAUAGAGAAGCUCCGCGGGCCGUAGUUUGAGAACCCCUGCCCUAUAUUAUUAUUAUUAUUAUUAGGAUGCAGCACCCUUACACCAGCUCCGCUUUUAUUAGCAGCUUCCUCCAUUCCCAACCUGUUUAUACAAUAAUUUUGUAAUAUUAAUCGUUGUACAUAGAAAUUUGCUAUAUGUUUCUUGCUUUCAUUUGUAUAUAAAAUGAACGAAACAAAUUGUAAUUGUUAAAAUGGAAAUAAACGAAAUUAAAUUAAAUAAUUAUCUUUCCUUUAGUUUGAAUAUCAUUUGGGAAAAUAAUAAAAUUAAAUGGGUUUCACGGAAUAAGCGACGCCAUGAAUAUUCAAGUC